Molecule: messenger RNA, 547 nt
Organism: Penicilliopsis zonata CBS 506.65
Lineage: Eukaryota; Fungi; Ascomycota; Eurotiomycetes; Eurotiales; Aspergillaceae
Exons: 1
Coding region: 141-458 (105 amino acids)
Source: RefSeq, a predicted model, not a curated record
UGCAGGGUACCCCGCGCAGUGAGCUUAACCAAGGUUUAAUAAUAGUGAUCUAGUCAAGAAAUAUAGAGAGACCAAGGAAGAAAGAGGAAUAUCCCAAAAAAAAAAAAAAAGAACUGGCUUGUAUAGGGUAUCAUUAUCAAAUGCCUGCUAAUGCGUCGAACUGCGAUGGCUUCUUCCCCCCAGGCACCUCUCCUGUGCACUGUCAAGCCAGCUUGUCCGUCCUCGUCCAGACCAGACAUCUCCUGCGUCUAGACCGAUCUCAGAAAAGUAUUGUAGAACAUAAUAGUGAUAAUAGUAGUAGUGGUGGUAGUGGUCGAUGUAGCAAUGGCGGUGGCAAUGGAAGGAAUGCAGGAACAAAAUCUAUGAGUCCAAGCCACCAUCCCAGGCGGAGAGAGAGAGGGGGAAGAAAAGGGAAAAAGGGAAAAAGAGAAAAUAAAAAAAAAAUAAAAAAAAAGUAAAGAAGAUGACAGAAAAUCCAAUCCAAAAGGAGCCAAACACCCAUGCUGAGAAACCAGGGGCGCCUCCAGAACGCACGUCUCAUGCAUUA